CCCGGUCAACGUUGGCUUGGGUCUGCAGUGUAUAACCUCGGGUAGCAGGUUGUUGGCCACUACUGAGCUCAGAAUUCGGAAUCAAUUCCUCUCAUCAGUGGUUUAUUGGUGAUGAUCCCCAUGAUAUACCUCCUUGGCAUCCAGCUGCCCAAUGACCGUGCGCUCUGUUGAUAUGGCGUUCAGCUUGGCUCAGCUCCCGUCCCGCGGUCAUGGCCUGCAAGGGGACCGGGACGCUCACCGCGGUGCAAAGUCGCCUGGUAUAUAAAGUCGGCUGAAGACUAGUAUCUUUGCAUAGAGCUGUUGGUAGUGCUAGUCCUCACCAACACCGCUCACCUCUGGCCUUAAUCUCUUUUACCACCCAUACCUCGACGCCUCGAUCUGCGCCCAGCAUACUCUUCUCUGCAGCAAUGACAGAAGAAGUAUCCAUGGGCACCGACAUGGCCCGCUCUGACACACUGAAGAAGAACGGCCAUGAGGAGGUUCAUCUUGAGAAUGUAUCCCCAACGCCACCUGACCAGCAGCCCAACAGGGACCUUUGGACAGAUACUUCUCCCGCCAACCCUCAGAAUUGGCCUGUCUGGAAGAAAAAUGCCCAUAUCUUGAUGGUGGCGUUUCAUUCGAUGGCUGCAACCUUCAUGGCGGCCGGCAUUAUACCGGCCUACGACAUUAUGGCUGAAAGGUACAACAUAACGGUGCCACAAGCCAGUUACCUCACCUCUGUUCAGAUCUUGCUCUUAGGCAUUUGUCCCCUUUUCUGGCAACCCAUUACCUCUACCUACGGACGAUACCAUGUUUUACUGUUUUCGGUUCUUGGGAGUAUGGUUUGCAAUAUCGGCGGAGCUCGUUGUACUACCUACGGAACACAAAUGGCCACUCGAGUGCUCACCGCAGUCCUCAUUUCUCCUCCUAUUGGGAUUGGCAGCGGUGUGAUCACGGAGCUGUGUGAGCCAGAGAAGCGAGCGCAGAAGCUUGGAUGGUGGACACUUAUGUUGACCCUGGGAACUCCAGGUGGGCCAUUUAUCAUGGGCUUUGUCACAAAGCGUAUUGGGUUUGAGUGGAUCUAUUGGAUAUUCGCCAUGAUGAACUUCGGGCAGUUCAUCGCUUACCUGCUCUUGGGUGAGGAAACGCUUUACAUUCCGACCGACGGGGAUACAUCUGAUGCAGCUGUGGCGAGGCCUCGCUUCGUUCAGAAGUUUAUUCCUCGGCAGAUCAACCCUCGUCCACUUAAGCUUCGCGAAUUCAUCGAGCCACUUCUUUUUACGAGGCUGCCUAGGGUGCUUAUUCCUGCAUGCGCUCAUGCCAUAGUGUUUUGCUAUGGAAACAUUGCUCUGAUUGUUGAAAUGCCAAUCGCUUUCGGUGAGAAGUUUGACUUCGAUUCGCAGCAGAUUGGUCUGCAGUUCAUCGCUAUCAUUAUCGGCUGUGUCCUCGGCGAGCAGCUGAGUGGCCCUAUGUCAGACCGAUUUCUGCAAGUCAUGCAUAAAAGAAGAGGAUAUCACCGCCCCGCAGAUCGGCUAUGGCUCUCAUACAUUGGAUUUGCCACCGUCAUUGCUGGCCUUCUCGUAUGGGGCCUUCAGCUACAGAAGGCUACCAGCUGGAACGUGACCCCAUGUGUCGGUGCAGCGAUUGCCAGUUUUGGAAACCAAAUUAUAACGACAAUCCUGAUUUCGUUCGCCAUCGACAGCUAUAAGGAAGCAUCGACCAGUAUCGGCGUUUGCAUCAAUGUCUUUCGACAUGUGUAUGGUUUUAUCGGCCCAUUCUAUUUCCCUGACAUGUUCGAGUCGCUGGGUCUGGGCGGUGCAGCUGGUGUCAUGUGUGCUAUCAUCGGAGUCUGCGCACUUCCCUCAAUCAUCGCCCUACAUUUCGUGGCUACACGCGCAGACCAGAAGAUGCAAGAUAAUGUUACGGACUGAUAUAGUCAUGGCAUGAAAGAAUCUAUACUAUAGAAUUAGCGAUUUACAAUUUGAGACAGCAAAAUUGAACAGCUCUGUCGUGGAUGAC
Molecule: messenger RNA, 1998 nt
Organism: Aspergillus vadensis CBS 113365
Lineage: Eukaryota; Fungi; Ascomycota; Eurotiomycetes; Eurotiales; Aspergillaceae
Product: MFS multidrug transporter
Exons: 3
Coding region: 408-1910 (500 amino acids)
Biological process (GO): transmembrane transport
Molecular function (GO): transmembrane transporter activity
Source: RefSeq, a predicted model, not a curated record